Arabis nemorensis is the source of this 1335-nucleotide messenger RNA. The record is from the annotation of a GenBank genome assembly. Lineage: Eukaryota; Viridiplantae; Streptophyta; Magnoliopsida; Brassicales; Brassicaceae.
AUGGCUGCUACUGGCAGUUGCAGACGAAUCUUCCCCUUCCUCCUCCAGUCUCCCAUCCUCGCUCUUCUUCUCCUUCAUCUAUGCCUUUCUGCGGUGGCCGACGACGACGCGAUCGUCUCCAGAUUCCAGGAGUAUCUCCGAAUCGACACGGUUCAGCCCAAACCCGAUUACUACAGAGCCGUUGACUUUAUCAAGUCUCAGGCGAAAUCCCUCUCCCUCGAAUCUCAGACGAUCGAGCUCGUUGAGGGAAAGCCGCUUCUUCUCCUCAAAUGGGUUGGCUCAGACCCAACCCUCCCUGCCUUUCUCCUCAACUCCCACACCGAUGUCGUUCCCUUUGAGGAAUCCAAGUGGACCCACCAUCCUCUCCACGCCCACAUCGACCACCACGGCAACAUUUACGCCAGAGGUUCCCAGGACAUGAAGUGCGUCGGGAUGCAGUACCUCGAGGCCAUACGCAAGCUCCAGGCUUCUGGGUUCAAGCCAAUCCGAUCCGUCUAUCUCUCCUUCGUCCCCGAUGAAGAGAUCGGCGGCCACGAUGGCGUCGAGAAGUUCGUGGAAUCCCAGCUCUUCAAGAGCUUGAACAUCGCAGUCGUGCUCGACGAAGGUCUGACAUCGCCUACUGAGAGUUACAGAGUGUUCUACGGAGAGAGGAGUCCCUGGUGGCUUGUGAUAAAGGCUAAAGGACCUCCUGGUCACGGUGCCAAGCUCUAUGAUAACUCUGCCAUGGAGAAUCUUCUCAAAAGCAUUGAGAGUAUUCGCAGAUUCAGAGCCUCCCAGUUUGAUCUGCUCAAAGCUGGUGGGAUUGGUGAAGGCGAUGUUGUCUCCGUUAACAUAAACUUCCUCAAAGCUGGCACACCUUCUCCAACUGGUUUCGUAAUGAAUCUGCAACCAUCUGAGGCAGAAGCUGGUUUCGACAUUCGUAUCCCACCCAAUUUUGAUUCUGAAGCACUUGAAAGACGUUUGGUGGAGGAAUGGGCACCCGCAGCCCGCAACAUGUCCUUUGAGUUCAAGCAAAAGUUUUCGGGGAAGCAGAUCGUUACAGCAGCAGAUGAUUCAAAUCCGUGGUGGAGUCUCUUGGAAAAUGCUGUGAAGGAAGCUGGAAGUAGGACUAGCAAGCCUGAGAUUUUCCCUGCAUCAACAGAUGCUCGCUACUUUCGGGAAGCUGGCUUGCUCGCAUUUGGGUUCUCUCCCAUAUCAAAGACCCCGGGCUUACUUCAUGACCACAAUGAGUAUCUGGGUAAAGAUGAGUACUUGAAGGGCAUCGACGUGUAUGUUUCAAUUAUCAAAGCUUAUGCAUCAUAUGAAAGCAAAAGUGGUUCACGAGAUGAGUUAUAA